UCCUCCUCCUCCUCCUCCUUGUCCUUUUCCCUCUGGUCCCCUGGCUGCUCAAGAAACCUCCCUCAGUCUGGGAAAGUGAUCAGAUUUGAGAAACCUGCAUCGGGAAGGGAAGGAGGUGAAGGCGAGGGAAAAUGGGGACCACGAAAAGGCAAGAAAGGGAUUCUGCACACCCGGCUCCACCUCAUGCACACAUACACACCUACAACCCUCCGAUCUGGUUCCCCCAGAAGACUCCCGCGCAUACUAUAACAAAAGCGAAUAGCAGACAAAAAUGGGGCUUGGAAGAGGCCAUGAUCCCGGCUUGCGCCCUGCACCCCGCUGGCCACCAGACAGCGAUCGACCGACCGCCUCACCACGCAGCCAGGCAGGGCGUGGGCUGGGGAGGGGGGUGCAAAGCUUAGGACCCGACCGUCAGGUUGGGGGAGUUGAGACUGUAAGCCCAACAGUGCGUACCUGCGUUAUUGUCCCACAUAAACCUUUUUUCUCUGAGAGGGUCCCUAGCUCCAGGCUACUCUGGCCAGCGCCAACCCAGUGGCUCCCCACCCUGGGUCUUCGCGCAGAUGUUAGAGCUAGCGCUCAGCCUGCGGGUCUGAGACGCAACCAGGGAACGGUGGGUACCUAGGCGGUGCCAUCGGUAGGGAUUUGGUACCAGUUUCUCAGAGUUCUUUUUAGGGUCCCCGCCCCCGCCCCAAGAGGUGGUAUGGGAAGGCCGGGAGCUUUAGAGACCCUCAGAGUUAGGUCGGAGUUAGAAGAACCCACAGCGAACUGGACUCUUUUCUGUUACCACCACGGAGCUCUGCAUAGUGGUGGAUACUUCUAAUGAAAUUUGGCACUCUUGAAGGUGUGGAAUGGGAGGGGGUGGGGAGGUCCUCUUUCCUUGUCGCUUUCGGGAGUGAGUGGGUGUGCAUCCAAGAGGCGCUACUGCUUUGCGCAAUUUUGGCGUUCUUCCGCAGCGCUCAGAUACGCCUUACUGGAACUCCAGCACCGAAUGGUGUGGACACAGUUGAUUAGAGAGGUCGCAGGCUGGAAUUGGAAUCGAGAUCUUACAGGUGAACAAGGUGAUGUCCAUCUUGUUUUAUGUGAUAUUUCUUGCUUAUCUCCGUGGCAUCCAAGGCAACAACAUGGAUCAAAGGAGUUUGCCAGAAGACUCUCUCAAUUCCCUCAUUAUCAAGUUGAUCCAGGCGGAUAUCUUGAAAAACAAGCUCUCCAAGCAGAUGGUAGAUGUUAAGGAAAAUUACCAGAGCACCCUGCCCAAAGCAGAGGCACCCAGAGAACCAGAGCAGGGAGAGGCCACCAGGUCAGAAUUCCAGCCGAUGAUUGCAACAGACACAGAACUACUACGGCAACAGAGACGCUACAAUUCACCCCGGGUCCUGCUGAGUGACAGCACCCCUUUGGAGCCCCCUCCCUUAUAUCUAAUGGAAGAUUAUGUGGGCAACCCGGUGGUAACCAAUAGAACAUCACCACGGAGGAAACGCUAUGCAGAGCAUAAGAGUCACCGAGGAGAGUACUCAGUGUGUGACAGUGAGAGCCUGUGGGUGACCGACAAGUCCUCAGCCAUUGACAUUCGGGGACACCAGGUUACAGUGUUGGGAGAGAUCAAAACCGGCAACUCUCCUGUGAAACAAUAUUUUUAUGAAACGAGGUGUAAAGAAGCCAGGCCAGUCAAAAACGGUUGCAGGGGGAUUGAUGACAAACACUGGAACUCUCAGUGCAAAACGUCGCAAACCUACGUCCGAGCACUGACUUCAGAAAACAACAAACUCGUAGGCUGGCGCUGGAUACGAAUAGACACUUCCUGUGUGUGUGCCUUGUCAAGAAAAAUCGGAAGAACAUGAAUUGGCAUCUGUCCCCACAUAUAAAUUAUUACUUUAAAUUAUAUGAUAUGCAUGUAGCAUAUAAAUGUUUAUAUUGUUUUUAUAUAUUAUAAGUUGACCUUUAUUUAUUAAACUUCAGCAACCCUUACAGUAUAUAAGCUUUUUUUUCUCAAUAAAAUUCGUGUGCUUGCCUUCGCUCAGGCCUCUCCCAUCUGUUAACCUUGUUUUGUGAUUGGGCUCUCGGGAACCCUUCUGUAAAACCUGUGUACACCAGUAUUUGGCAUUCAGUAUUGUCAAGGCCAUGACUGUGGUUUCAGUAAACUUUCUUAAAAUCGGA
This is a messenger RNA of Rattus norvegicus (Norway rat), 2154 nucleotides long. Lineage: Eukaryota; Metazoa; Chordata; Mammalia; Rodentia; Muridae. The record is from RefSeq and is a predicted model, not a curated record.